Sinocyclocheilus rhinocerous is the source of this 1617-nucleotide messenger RNA. RefSeq names its product zinc finger protein Gfi-1b-like. Gene Ontology annotation, molecular function: DNA-binding transcription factor activity, RNA polymerase II-specific; RNA polymerase II cis-regulatory region sequence-specific DNA binding. The transcript is spliced from 3 exons. The record is from RefSeq and is a predicted model, not a curated record. Bases 186 to 1250 code for a protein of 354 amino acids. NCBI's taxonomy places the organism in Eukaryota, Metazoa, Chordata, Actinopteri, Cypriniformes, Cyprinidae. Gene Ontology annotation, biological process: regulation of transcription by RNA polymerase II.
GUCACCAACAUGCGUUUCCACAACACGGCCACCAGAAACGUCACAGUCAGUCUUGACAUUUCCUGAAAGAUGCAAAUAUCAUGAGAGACCGUGUUUUUCGGAUGUUAGUUCACGGUUUAUCUUGCUAACAUUAUAGCCUCAUUAUAGUCUGUCUUUGCGCUUGAGAGCAGAGAGGUCCAAUCAGAAUGUCUCAGAUGGAGCUCCUCGUCGCAAAUGUAGCUGAGCUCCUCACCGCUGCUGUACAGGAAGUGUUGCAGCUCAUGGGUCGGGCUGUGUUAGAGUAUCAGAAAGAGUCUGCCAGAACACGCCUGGAGAAUCAGAACCUCCAGCAGAAGCUCAAACAACUCCAGGAGACGAUGACUGGGGAUUCACAUGAAGUCCUGAAAGUCUCUUUGCCCAUUGAGAAGCCCCAUUUAGAGGAGGAUCAUGCACAGGAAGAUCUCAUUUAUCUUGGAGAUUCAGCUGUGAGCAAGCAGACAGAGCAGCCACAAUGUCCGAGUGACAAUCCUGUUCACAUGAAGCUGGUUUUAGAUGAGAUGACUUUAGACAACAGACAUCAUACUCUGCAAGGGAUCUGUGACUAUUCUUUGAAGAAGCAGAGACCCCUCUCCAGGGUAAAGAGUAGCCCUCCAAGAAGAAUCCCAAAUGCUGGCAGCAGAGAGAGUCCAGUGACCAGCGACACUGAGACACCACUGGGCUCGAACAGAAUCAAAGAGGAAUCUAAACCAGAGCCUCUGGAACUUUCUGUAAGGGAAGAGACAGACAAUGUGACAACACAAGCUCCUGUAGUUCUCCUGCACGACGUUCCUCCAUCAAACGAACACAACCAGCUGCCUGUCUCGUCCUUUUCCAACAACGUUGUCUACUGUAACCAACUAGACAAAUUACUAAAUUCUGCUUCCAUACACAUUCUUAGGUCACGGGUGGAGAAUAUGGUCCAAACAGGGGGCAUUCACGGCACUCCCAGCGUCAGUGAGAGCAGGGAGAUUCUGCACAGCUGCCACAUGUGCGGCAAGACCUUCGCAACGCCCUCCAGCCUCGGAGCGCACUUCGUGUGCCAUUCAAACGAGAGACCUUUCGUUUGCAAGUGCUGCAAGUUCAGGUUCAGUCGUUUAGCCGAUCUGAAAAAGCACGAGCGCAUUCAUACAGGAGAAAGGCCAUAUAACUGUUCGCUCUGUGGACGGAGAUUCAACCGAACAGAGAAUCUCAGAAGACACUUGAGGAAGGUUCAUUAUGGAGCAGUACUGUGAGCUUUAAAUUCACAGCAUUUAUUUUAGCAUGUCGACUUUGGAUCAUUCAACAAAAUCAGUGCUUAUUCAUAUCUCAAAAGUUACUAUAGUUGCUCAGUCCAUUAGGCCUGUUUUCCCCCCACUUUUAAUAUAGUAUGUUGGCAACUGUUUCCAUCAAAUUGAAUUAAAAUAAUUAUUCAUCAAUAUCAGUGAUGUAGCUGAAAUAUGAUGAAUGUGUAUUAUCAUACAUUUUUUUUAAUGAGAAUACAUGAUAUGUGGUAAAAUAUUCUCAUUGAUCAAAGUGCAGCAUUCCACUGGAUUCUUGGUUUCAAUAUUGUUUGUAUUUACAGCAGUGUUCUUUUAUUCAUUUGUGUGGCUUUUUUGUUGU